Messenger RNA from Zymoseptoria tritici IPO323, 1524 nucleotides. RefSeq lists its product as uncharacterized. Bases 1 to 1524 code for a protein of 507 amino acids. Lineage: Eukaryota; Fungi; Ascomycota; Dothideomycetes; Mycosphaerellales; Mycosphaerellaceae. The transcript has a single exon. The record is from RefSeq and is a predicted model, not a curated record.
AUGAUUCCCACCGACCACUCCCCCAGCGGCAGUGGCAGCGAUCAAGCGCCACACAACCAUGCCAACCAUGCGGUGUGCAAUUGCGCCAAUAUCAGGUAUGAUUACUCGCUCGUGGUGCCGGAGAUUCAGGUGUUGCAGGAGCGGGCGGAUGAAUUGUUGGGACAGGUGAAGGCGUUCAAAGGUGAGCAGGAGGAGAUGGGUGGGGUGAUGGUGGGUGAUGGAGGAGAAGGUGGGGAGGGGGUUGUGAGGUAUGCUGAUGUUUUGGUGGGGGAUGAGGAGGGUGCGCAGGUCAAGGAGGGUGUUGAGGCGCGGGGUGACGAGCAGAUGGAGAUCGGAGAUACUGUGGAGGAUGAAAACAUCGAGGCUGGAAUGGGCGGCCAGGUGUCAGUCUCGGCGGGACGUCUGCUCCACCACGGAAGCUUGCAGGAGAAGAUCGAGGCCUACGAGGCUGAGACCAAGAAGGACGUGGGGAACAACGACAAGGCCGUGCGCGAUGCUCUCGAGCGGAAGCUCUCGGACGACAUGGACGAGAUGACCAUUACGAAUGAUCGUCAAUCGCGGCGCAAGACCGACACCUCCGCGCACGGCGACAAGGGCCAGGGUACUGCCUCGACCAACAAGACCGAUGGGAACUCAAUGCCGUCUACCUUCACCGAACACCUCGCCUCGGCGAUCGAGACUGGCGCCGACACGAUUAAGAAAGCCUUCGUGAACGGAAAACUAGUCGUCAUUGGAGACCAGUCCGCUGGAAAAUCGAGUCUAAUGGAGAGCCUGCGCGACAUUCCUACGGCCUUGACUACUCGCCGCGUCCCCACGAUCGAGAGUGAAGCAACCCAAGCACCCUCUGCACCGGAAAACUCGAUCAAAGCCAAGCAGUUCCAGGAGCGCAAGGACAAGUUGUGGCAGAAGCUGGCCGGCUGGUCUCCCGACGUCGUGUCCGACUCCAAAGCAGAGAAGCAGGAGGUCAUCACCGACGAGGUGCUUGCCGCUGACCCCGAGAUCGAUUCCGACGACAUGUACGAUCUCAAGGCGGUCUCCACCAACACCUCAGCUGCUACGGCUUUCAGCACCAUCAGCGAGCACGACUCCGAGGACCACCAGUCCAUGACCUCCGCCGAACUCGAAGUUCCGAUCAUCGAGGAUGAGACCAACCUCAAGUAUUCCGCCUCCACAACCACCCUCACCGACAAGAACCCCGCCACCAUGACGACCAUCACCCACGCCGCACUCCACCCUUUCUCUUCGUCCGCCUCCUUCUACCGCAUCAAUCCGCUGAUGACCUACUCUGUCCCCCUCUCCACCACCGACAAGACCGCCGCCCGCACCGCCAUCACCCGCAUGCGCGCCCUCAUCGACCUCACGCGGGCACACAAGUCGCUGCUGCGUGCGAGUCUCGCGAUGAGGGUGAAGGUCGAUCCGAGAGACAAGAAGACGCUGAAGUUGUUGGAUACGGUCGGCGAGGGCAUCACGAAGAUUCGGGCUGGAUUGGUCGAGGUCGGGGUCAAGUUUCCGAGUAUGAACUGA